Molecule: messenger RNA, 2972 nt
Organism: Pygocentrus nattereri (red-bellied piranha)
Lineage: Eukaryota; Metazoa; Chordata; Actinopteri; Characiformes; Serrasalmidae
Gene: ano5b
Product: anoctamin 5b
Exons: 21
Coding region: 198-2972 (924 amino acids)
Biological process (GO): chloride transmembrane transport
Cellular component (GO): plasma membrane
Molecular function (GO): chloride channel activity; protein dimerization activity
Source: RefSeq, a predicted model, not a curated record
UUGAUCGCAGGCGAAGGCGAGCAGCGGUGCUCGGGAGGAUUUCCUGCUCCGAGAGUGUUGAAGGCUGGACUGGACGAGCAUUAAAAAAGCAUGGAGUGAAUCUGUAAUGACUGGAGCUCAGCCAGAUUUAUUGCUGAAGACAGAAAAGCGCCGCCGUUCCGGAUCCCUGCGCUGCUCGGCGGAGUUUGUGAGUGAAGAUGAGGAGGAUAACGGGAAAGACGAAAGAUGCAACUCUCAUAGAGAUGACCAACACGGCGGAUGCUCAUGUAGAAGAUGGUUUUGCGGUGUUGACAGGCUACAGGAAGACCUUUCUGGCAGACAAUAAUGGUCUGCUCUCCAGCUCAGACAGGGGAACACCACUGCCAGGCCAUCAGGAGACUGAUAAGCUGGAGCAGAGUAAGGAUUCUGUGUACUUCCAGGAUGGCGUACGUCGCAUUGAUUUUGUCCUGUCCUACGUCGACGACAAGGAUGGAGACAAAAAAGCGGAACGAAGAAGAGCAUUCGAGGCCAACCUUGAGAACUCUGGUCUGAUGCUGGAGACUGAGGAUAAAUUGGAGUCGGACGACCGGAAGACAUACUAUCUGAAGAUCCAUGCUCCCUGGGAGGUGCUGGCCACCUACGCAGAUGUGCUGAAGAUCAAGGUGCCAUUCAAGCCCAGCGACAUUCCCAAAGGCCGUGAUGCCCCACUGCAGUGGCUCACAAAGCCUUUCCGACUGCCACCAGAAAUCAUGAAGCCUGACCCUGAUUAUUUCACUGCACCUUUCGACAAGAGCAAGGCUGACUUCUUCCUUAUUAAAGACAAGGAAACCUUCUUUCCGCCCUCAACCCGUAACAGGAUUGUAUAUUACAUCCUCACACGCUGUCCGUACUAUAAGGAGGAUCGUAAAGAGAAAGACAAGACGGGAAUUAAGAGACUGCUGAGCAAUGGCACCUACACUUCUGCCUACCCUCUCCAUGAUUGUCGCUAUUGGAAGAAAGCGAAGGAGACACAGUGUGAGAGUGAGAGAUAUCACCUCUAUAAGCACUGGGCUCGCUUUCUCUGCUUCUACAAGGAGCAACCACUCAACCUUAUCAGGAAGUACUAUGGUGAGAAGAUCGGCAUCUAUUUUGCUUGGCUGGGCUUCUACACAGAGAUGCUGUUCUUUGCUGCUGUGAUGGGCGUCAUCUGCUUUGUCUAUGGCUUGCUCAGCUAUGAUGAUAACAUCACUAGCAAGGAGAUCUGUAACCCAAAUAUUGGUGGGAAAAUCGUGAUGUGUCCUCUGUGUGAUAAGAAGUGCACAUACUGGAAGCUCAACUCAACAUGUCUUUCAUCCUGGCAAGCCCAUCUGUUUGACAAUGAAGGAACUGUGUUUUUCGCCAUUUUUAUGGGAAUCUGGGUGACACUGUUUCUUGAAUUCUGGAAGCGAAGGCAGGCCAGGCUGGAGUAUGAGUGGGAUCUGGUGGAUUUUGAAGAGGAGCAGCAGCAGCUUCAGAUCAGACCUGAGUUUGAGUUGAAAUGCACCACCAAGCGUCGCAACCGCAUCACACAGGAAUUGGAGCCAUAUUUGCCCUUCACCAGCAAGUGUGCACGCUUCUGUGUGUCUGGAGCUAUAGUGCUAUUUUGGACGUGUCUGAUCGUGGCCUGUGUCAUGGGAGUGAUAGCGUACAGGUUAGCAGUGUAUGCAGCUUUCGCCAGCCUCAUGAAGGACAGCCCAACUAACAAGAUCCAGUUGGUGGGGUCUCUAAUCAACCCACAGCUGGCCACCUCUGUCACUGCAUCCUGCAUCAACUUUGUCAUCAUCCUUAUUCUCAACUUCCUCUAUGAGUAUGUGGCUAUCUGGAUCACAGACAUGGAGAUUCCUAAAACCCAUUUGGAGUAUGAGAACAAGUUGACCACGAAAAUGUUCAUGUUUCAGUUUGUGAACUACUACUCCUCCUGCUUCUAUGUUGCCUUCUUUAAAGGCAAGUUUGUGGGUUACCCAGGCAACUACACGUACAUGUUUGGGAGUCAACUGAGAAAUGAGGAGUGCGCUCCAGGGGGCUGCCUGAUAGAGCUUACCACUCAGCUGGUGAUUGUUAUGGCAGGGAAGCAACUGGUGGGCAACAUCCAGGAGGCCCUGCUACCAUUACUGAGGAACUGGUGGAUCAGCAGGAAAGGACGGAGCCAUCCAGAGGGCCGGUACAGCCGAUGGGAGCAGGACCAUGACUUGCAAAACUUCAGCCAGUUUGGUCUCUUCUAUGAGUACUUGGAGAUGGUGAUCCAGUUUGGCUUCAUCACCCUGUUUGUGGCCUCAUUCCCUCUGGCUCCACUCCUUGCUCUCUUUAACAACAUACUGGAGGUCAGGGUGGACGCGUGGAAGUUCACCACACAAUUCCGUCGGCCUGUGGCAGCCAAGGCACGCAACAUCGGGGCUUGGAAAGACAUCCUGAAUGUGGUGGCUAUCUUGUCCGUCGUCACAAAUGCCUUCAUCAUGGCAUUCACCUCUGAUAUGAUCCCUCGCCUGGUCUAUCUAUAUGCUUACCACCCUGGUGAAAAGGCUACCAUGGAAGGCUACAUUAACAACAGCCUCUCAGUGUAUGAAAUCAAUGAGCUACAUAUACAAAACAGAGCAGACAUUGAGGAGCAUCCUGCGUGGACCAACAUCACAACAUGCAGAUAUCGAGACUACCGCUACCCUCCAGGCCAUGAGAGGCAAUACACACACACCAUGCAGUUCUGGCAUAUUCUUGCAGCGAAGAUGGCCUUCAUCAUCAUCAUGGAGCAUGUAGUGUUCGUGGUGAAGUUCUUCGUGGCAUGGCUGAUCCCAGACGUGCCAUCAGAAGUGAAGGCCCGGAUAAAGCGUGAACGCUAUUUGGUGCAGGAAUACCUGCACACCUAUGAGGUAGAGAAGCUGAAGCUGCAACUGAGCCAGAGCUUCUGCGUGACCGCAGAGACGACCUCGCUGCUUCCUUCCAGCCCAAACAAGCAUGAAGUCCUGUCUGAAUGUAUCUAA